Colletotrichum graminicola M1.001 is the source of this 606-nucleotide messenger RNA. RefSeq lists its product as uncharacterized. The coding region runs from base 1 to 606 and encodes 201 amino acids. The record is from RefSeq and is a predicted model, not a curated record. The transcript has a single exon. NCBI's taxonomy places the organism in Eukaryota, Fungi, Ascomycota, Sordariomycetes, Glomerellales, Glomerellaceae.
AUGGCCUCCCCUCCGACGAGAGUAUCCCUGCGCUCUCCCUCCAAGUACGCGCCCACGCCGCCGUCGACAUUUUCCGCCCCUCCUGUCGACUGGCUCCUCCGCACCUGGUGUGUCACGCACUCGACCCUCGCCAUGUGGCGCGACGCCCGCAACGUGCGCAUCUCCUACGCCGCCCUCGAUCCGAAGCCCGGCGGCACCGCGCGCGUCGACGACCUUGUCGAGUACGAGUCCAACAAGUCCGCCUCGGGCGGCGUCAAGUCCGUCAAGGGCGUCGACACCGCCUGUGCGGCCGGGGACACCUCGGCCUGGGACUGGCGGGGCAAGGGCUGGCUGUUCUUCGUCAGCAGCCACUGGGAGGUUCUCGGCUGGGGAGAGCGGGAGAUCGCCGGCGGCGAGAGGGAGCGCUGGGCCGUCACUUGGUUCGCGCCCACGAUAUUUACCAAGGAGGGCGUCGACGUGUACUGCGACCGAAAAGAGGGGCUGAGUGAGGAGGGGUACAAAGAGGUGCUCGAGGGGUUGAAGGGGCUGGAGGCUAAGGACUUGGCCCAGAUGGUUGAGAAGGACAUGCAGCCCGUCGAGAUCUCUCUACCCUGGAAGGAGACUUGA